This is a messenger RNA of Aspergillus lentulus, 564 nucleotides long. The record is from RefSeq and is a predicted model, not a curated record. Lineage: Eukaryota; Fungi; Ascomycota; Eurotiomycetes; Eurotiales; Aspergillaceae.
AUGCCGGUUCACCUGGUUCUGCGGCGUCCGUCUCCGACGACCGUGUCAUUUACUGUUUCCAACGCAUCCAAGCAUACGAGCACACCUGCUAGAGUGCUUUUCUACCUCCAGAUCUUGCUGCGCGCUCUCGUCUUUCUCUGCAUAGUCUUCUGUGACAUUGCGAAAGUGCGCCACUCGUUCUUUCACGAAGAUGGUUCCCUCGUGCGAUGGACGGCGGUCUGGUCGAGCCCGUUGGGUUCUUUUGUCUGUCGCAUUGUGGAUGCAUAUAGGAAGGGGUAUACAGAAGAAUCUCUUUUGGUUAUCCGCGGGUUGGGCAUCCAGACUUCUACUUCAUCUGCGACCUAUCUGUCUAAAGCUGCAACGAGAUUCAUCCCCACGACGCAGAUCCAAGAUAUAGUGAUCCAUGAAGCUUUUAAAGGGUUCGAAGUCCGCUUUUACCUCGCUGUGAUUGUGGAGGGUGAGCCGGACGUUGUUGUGGUUUUUCCUAAACUUCUACCGAGACGCGCAAUUCUGGAAGAGGUUUGGAGGGGUUCUCGGCGCUGUUUAUAUGAAGCCAAAUCAUGA